AUGGGACCUCUUGGUGGACAAAUGGGACCAACUGCGAUUAUCGACGAGCUAGCCCCUGCACCUCGUCAAAUCGCAGCGCGACAUGUUAUGCCGAAGGAUUUACCGUUGUUCAGUGGCAAUUCCGAAGAUUGGCCCUUGUUCUUCAGUGCUUUUAACACCUCCACGGAAGCAUGCGGCUACAGUAACGUUGAAAACCUUGGUCGUCUCCAACAGUGCCUGAAGGGUGCCGCAUUGGAGGCAGUUCGUAGUCGCUUAUUAUUACCUACAUCAGUGCCACAAGUGAUACAUACGCUGCAGAUGCUGUACGGGCGGCCAGAACAAAUAAUAUACGCGCUGCUCCAGAAGAUCCGCGAUGUUCCAGCACCAAAAGCGGAUAAUUUGUGCACGGUCGCGGCUUUCGGCAUGGCGGUACACAACUUCAGCGAACAUUUGGAGGCGGCGGGACAAGUGCAACAUCUAUCUAACCCGGUGCUGCUCCAAAAACUUGUGGAUAAGCUGCCAGCAAAUUUGAAGCUUGACUGGGUGGCGUUCAAACGACAAUUCGCGGCGGUCGACCUCCGUGUAUUCGGUCGGUACAUGGCAAAUCUGGUCUCGGCAGCAGCUGAAGUCACUCUUACGUUGGAUCCAAGGGGAAGUAAGCAGAAGAGAGAGGAGAAGCUGAAGGGUUUUGUGAACGCCCAUGCUGCUUCAUCAGACGCAACAGCUAACGAGACCCCGAAGGUGGAAUCACCAAUUAGCUGUUUGGUCUGCGGAAAUCCAGACCAUCGAGUGAAGGAUUGUGACGUCUUCAAAAAGAUGGACCGGGAUGACCGCUGGAAAGUGAUGCAUAAUUAUUAUUUGUGUCGUAUCUGCCUCGGGAAGCACGGUAGAAAACCCUGCCGGUCCUCAUCGCGCUGUGAAGUUCAAGGUUGUCAAAUGCGACACCAUCCGCUUCUGCACGGCGAUUCGGGCAGUUCGUCGACCAAUCCAUCUCAUCCAAUACCUCAAAGAGGCGGAGCAGGCCAGCGAAGUGAUGCAACGGAAGGUGUGAAUGCUCACAACGUCCAGAGCUCGACACUGUUUCGCAUGUUGCCGGUGCGACUCUUCAACAUUGAGACGCUAGCUUUCAUCGACGAAGGAUCGUCCGUCACGCUCCUCGAAAAGGGAAUAGCCGACGUACUACAGGUUGAAGGCACGGAAAAGCGUCUUUGCCUAACCUGGACAAGCAACGUUAGCCGUGAGGAAGAAGGCUCCCGUCAGGUAGAGGUGGAGAUUUCGGGUAUCAGUGGAGGCAAGCGAUAUCCACUAAAAUACGUCAGGACGGUCGAGUCCCUUGCACUACCUGCGCAGUGGCUGUGCUAUAAAGAGCUUGCCGAGCGUUUCCCUCAUCUGCGGAAGCUACCGGUCGUAGACUUCGAAUCCAAAGCUCCAGGAAUUCUCAUUGGAGCAAACAAUACUCACCUCACCGCCACCCAACAAAUACGCGAAGGUUGCGUGGGAGAGCCGGUGGCAGCAAAAACUCGUCUCGGAUGGGCGAUCUACGGCCCAAUGCCAAACGGGACGAACGUUGCGAGUUGCAACUUGCACAUCUGUGGUUGUGAUGUAGACAAGAGCCUGCACGAGCUAGUGAAGCAAUACUUCACGGUCGAGAACGUGGGCGUCUCGGUGAAUCAGAGUCCCGAAUCGAACGACGAUAAGCGAGCGAGGGCAAUACUCGAGCAGACGACUAGAAGAGUCGAAAACGGCUUCGAGACUGGAUUACUGUGGCGCUACGAUUAUGUAGAAUUUCCCAAUAAUUACGCUAUGGCUGUCCGACGGCUACGGUGCUUGGAGCGCCGUUUCAACGCGGAUUCAUCCUUGUUUGAUAACGUCCAGCGGCAGAUAGCGCAAUACCAGCAAAAGGGCUACAUUCACGAAGCUACGGAGGAGGAACUAGCCGAAGUGGAUCAGAGGAGACUGUGGUAUCUGCCGGUUGGAAUAGUUCGAAACCCCAAGAAGCCCAACAAGAUUCGCAUCGUGUGGGAUGCCGCAGCAACAGUGAACGGCAUAUCCCUGAAUAGCAUGCUACUAAAAGGACCGGAUCUAGUCCAACCUCUCCCAGAUAUUCUCUGUGGAUUCCGUGAGCGAAAGAUUGCAGUCGUGUUUGAUAUCAUGGAAAUGUUCCAUCAGUUGAAGAUACGGCAAGCAGAUCGUUACAGUCAGUUGUUCGUCUGGCCCGGUGAAACCGGGCGUCCUCCGAAAACCUUUGUGAUCGACGUAGCAACCUUCGGCUCAACUAGCUCACCAUGCUCGGCGCAGUUCGUAAAAAAUUUGAAUGCAGCCGAGCAAGCAGAACAAUAUCCGAGGGCCGCGGAGGCGAUUGUGCGCCGGCAUUAUGUCGACGACUACCUACAUAGUUUCGACAGUGAGGAAGAAGCAUGUCAAGUUGUAGAGGAGGUCAAGUUGGUGCAUAAACGAGGCGGAUUCACAAUUCGCAACUGGCUUUCGAAUUCAGGCGGAGUACUCCGCCAGAUUGGGGAUACCGAAGCGAGAGCAACGAAGAUCGUCGGUGAAGGCGGUCCCGAAGCAGAACGCGUGCUAAGCAUGCAAUGGAGAGCAACCGAGGAUGUCUUCGUGUUCUCCAGCGAUACCGACUUGGGAGCCGUCACCCCUACAAAGCGAGGCAUCUUACGGUGCGUUAUGAGUCAGUUUGAUCCGUAUGGGCUUCUUUCCCACUUCCUCAUCCAUGGUCGAGUUAUCAUUCAGGAUAUAUGGCGCACAAAAGCUGGUUGGGACGACGUGGUAUGCGAGCCAAUCCUUGAACGAUGGCAUUCGUGGGUAGCCAAAUUCAACGACCUGAAAGCUGUUCGUAUACCUCGUGCCUAUUUUCCGGGUGUAUCGGCAUCGGAAAUCGAGGACUUGCACUUGCAUACAUUUGUCGACGGCAGCGAGACUGCCUAUGCUUGUGUCGCCUACUUGAGGGCCACCAUCCAUGGAAAGUUCCAGUGUGCACUUGUCGGAGGAAAAGCGAAAGUAGCACCUUUGAAAACGUUAUCCAUCCCGAGGCUGGAGCUGCAGGCGGCGUUAAUAGGCUGUAGGUUGAUGAAAACGUUAUGCAGCAGUCACAGUCUCACAAUAUCGCGACGAGUGAUUUGGGCCGAUUCAAAAACCGUCCUUUCGUGGAUCCUUUCUGAUCAUCGACAGUUUGUCGCCUGCCGGAUAGGAGAAAUCCUCUCCAAGACAAACCUUGAGGAGUGGCGGUACGUUCCAUCGAAAAUCAACGUCGCGGAUGAUGGAACCAAGUGGGCUAGUGGACCAAACCUGAAACCCAACAGCCGUUGGUUCAAAGGCCCGGAGUUUCUAUGGGCACCAGAAGAGGCUUGGCCACAACAAGUAAAACCAGAGGAAACCGAAACCGAAGCUCGACAAUGA
Toxorhynchites rutilus septentrionalis is the source of this 3390-nucleotide messenger RNA. RefSeq lists its product as uncharacterized. The record is from RefSeq and is a predicted model, not a curated record. The coding region runs from base 1 to 3390 and encodes 1129 amino acids. The transcript has a single exon. NCBI's taxonomy places the organism in Eukaryota, Metazoa, Arthropoda, Insecta, Diptera, Culicidae.